Messenger RNA from Dichomitus squalens LYAD-421 SS1, 1563 nucleotides. RefSeq names its product laccase (gene Dslcc5). The record is from RefSeq and is a predicted model, not a curated record. Gene Ontology annotation, molecular function: copper ion binding; oxidoreductase activity. Lineage: Eukaryota; Fungi; Basidiomycota; Agaricomycetes; Polyporales; Polyporaceae. Bases 1 to 1563 code for a protein of 520 amino acids. The transcript is spliced from 10 exons.
AUGGCGGGAAUCCGGUCUCUGCUAUGUUACACCGCUAUUCUGUUCACCGCUUCGGCCUAUGCGGCCAUUGGGCCCGUUACUGACCUCACCAUCUCUGACGCCAACAUAGCUCCAGACGGCUUCACUCGUGCCGCCGUUGUGGUCAAUGGUGUCUUCCCUGCGCCCCUCAUUACCGGUCACAAGGGUGAUCAUUUCAAGCUCAAUGUCAUCGACCAGAUGACGAACCAUACCAUGAACAAGACUACAAGUAUUCACUGGCACGGCAUCUUUCAGCAUGGUACAAACUGGGCAGAUGGUCCUGCAUUUGUCACCCAGUGCCCGAUCGCUAGCGGCAACUCGUUCCUGUACGACUUCACGGUCCCUGAUCAAGCUGGCACCUUCUGGUACCAUAGCCAUCUCACUACUCAGUAUUGCGAUGGCUUGAGAGGCCCGCUCGUCAUCUAUGAUCCUCAUGACCCUCUCGCCCACCUCUACGACGUUGACAAUGACUCGACUGUGAUCACCCUCGCGGACUGGUACCAACGAGCCGCGCACCUCGGCCCGCGCUUCCCACCGGGCCCGAACUCGACUCUCAUCAAUGGUCUCGGUCGUAGCCUCAACAACCCGAACAACCAACUCGCAGUGGUCAACGUUACCCAGGGCAAGCGCUACCGAUUCCGCCUAGUGUCGAUGUCAUGCGACCCGAACUACAUGUUCAGUAUUGACGGCCACAACCUGACCGUCAUCGAGGCCGAUGGGAUUGAGACCCAGCCGGUCACCGUCAACACGAUACAGAUCUUUGCCGCCCAGCGUUAUUCAUUCGUUCUUACAGCGAACCAGUCCGUGGACAACUACUGGAUCAGAGCCAAUCCGAACAUCGGUUCAGUCGUCGGCUUCACAGACGGCUUCAACUCCGCCAUCUUGCGCUACGUCGGGGCGCCAGCAGUUGAUCCUACGACGUCCCAGCAGACCACUCAGAACCUCCUACAGGAGACUCAACUCCACCCAUUCGUACCGAGGAAGACGCCGGGCAACCAUACCGCAGGCGGUGUCAACAAGCCAAUCCAGAUGGACUUCAGUUUCAAUGGCACGAAUUUCUUUAUAAACAAUGCCACCUUCAUUCCUCCCACAGUUCCUGUCUUGCUUCAAAUUCUGAGUGGCGCACAGUCCGCACAGAGCCUCCUGCCGUCCGGCAGCAUCUACGAGCUUCCGAUCAACUCGUCUAUCGAGAUUAACUUCCCCGCCGCGGCCAAUGCUGUCGGUAACCCCCAUCCGUUCCACUUGCACGGUCAUGCUUUCGCUGUAGUCCGCAGCGCCGGCUCGUCCGAGUACAACUACGACAAUCCCGUCUGGCGUGACACCGUCUCGACGGGGACCAGUAGUUCCGACAACGUUACGAUACGCUUCCAGACAGACAACCCAGGCCCGUGGUUCCUCCACUGCCACAUCGACUUCCACCUCGACGCCGGAUUCGCCGUCGUCCUGGCCGAGGAUCUUCCCGACAUCGCGUCGGCCAACCCUGUCCCCGCCGACUGGUCCGCUCUUUGUCCCACGUACGAUGCGCUCUCGCUUAGCGACCACUAA